CGGGCUGAGCCGGGCCGGGAUGCGGGCUCCGCCGGCCGCCGCGGCGAGCCGCCUCCGCCUCCCGCACUGACGCCCCCCCCGCUCCUCCGGGGCUCGGCGGGGAGCCGGCGGCUCCCGGGGGCCGUGCAGCCCAUGGCCGGCUCCGCGCAGCCCCCGGCGGCGGCGGCGGCGGCGGCGGCGGGGGGCGGCGAGGCUUUCGGGGACCGCUCCCUCAGCCAGGGCUUGAGCGUGCUGGUGGGGCUGGCGCUCUGCGUGACCAUGCUGGGGCUGGGCUGCGCCGUGGAGCUGGGGCAGCUGGGGCAGCAGCUGCGGCGGCCCGUGGGGCUGCUGCUGGCGCUGCUGGGGCAGUUCGUGGCCAUGCCGCUGCUGGCCUUCCUCCUGGCCCUCAUCUUCGCCCUGGACGAGGUGGCGGCCGUGGCUGUGCUGCUGUGCGGCUGCUGCCCCGGGGGCAACCUCUCCAACCUCAUGUCGGUGCUCGUCGACGGGGACAUGAACCUCAGCCGCCACUGGAUCAACACGGCCCUGGUGCAGCUGCUGCCCCUGGGGGCGGUGAGCCUGACGCUGGGCAGCACCCUGCUGCCCAUCGGCCUGGGGGUGCUCAUCCGAUACCGGCACCCCCGCGCCGCCGACCUCCUGGUUAAGAUUUCCCUGUGGUCCCUCUUGGUGACUCUGGUGAUCCUGUUCAUCCUGACUGGGACCAUGCUGGGCCCAGAUCUGAUAGCACAUAUUCCUGCGUCUGUCUACGCCAUUGCGGUGCUGAUGCCUCUAGCGGGGUACGCCUUGGGAUACGGCUUAGCCACCGUCUUUAAAAUGCCCCCACACUGUAGGAGAACAGUGUCUUUGGAAACAGGGUGCCAAAACGUCCAGCUCUGCACCGCCAUCCUAAAACUCACCUUCCCCCCAGAGCUCAUAGGGAGCAUGUACAUGUUUCCCUUGCUUUACGCGCUUUUUCAGUCGGCAGAAGCGGGACUCUUUGUGCUGGUAUACAAGAUGUGUGGGAAAGAGAGCUACAAACAAGAUACACUCGGUGAAGAGGAAGACACGGAUAUUUCCUACAAGAAACUGAAGGAAGAGGAGGUGGCCGAUACUUCGUACGGCACAGUGACCACGGAGGAGCACAACUCCAUUCAGCUGGAGCCGACCCAGACGGCGCUUUAGGCGAGAUAAGGAGGCGACACCCGGGAACGAGUGAUGUGUGUUGUGCUUGCAACCGGGCUGCGGCCGUGCUCGCCGUGGCGCAAGCAGAGCUGCCCGGCCUCCAUCGUUUCUCCAGCCGCUCCCAUUGUGCAAGGUGAUGUGUUGUUUAUUACCGUGACAGUUGUAUUUCCUCAAAAAUAAAUAUGAAAAAAAUUUCAACAACAAAGGAAAAAGUAUCACUGCGACGCAAACCAGUAACCAUACGUCUUCGCGCAAGGAGGUUCCUGCCCGCCUGAGUGCAGCAGGAGUGGGUAGGAGGAAGGAGCCGAGCGUUUUGCAGAGGCGAAGCCAACGCGGCACCAGUGCGGACGGACGGGCAAAGCACCUCGCGCGCGAGCAUCUCCGUGCCUCCCACCCGCUGUAAAAGCAUUGUGCUCGUUGUUCUCACCGCAAAUACAUGCCGAAGCUGAACCAAA
This is a messenger RNA of Harpia harpyja (harpy eagle), 1613 nucleotides long. RefSeq names its product solute carrier family 10 member 4 (gene SLC10A4). The record is from RefSeq and is a predicted model, not a curated record. Gene Ontology annotation, molecular function: bile acid:sodium symporter activity. Gene Ontology annotation, cellular component: membrane. Lineage: Eukaryota; Metazoa; Chordata; Aves; Accipitriformes; Accipitridae. The transcript is spliced from 3 exons. Gene Ontology annotation, biological process: bile acid and bile salt transport. Bases 133 to 1158 code for a protein of 341 amino acids.